AUGGAUACAUUUGAAGCAAUAAAAGAAUUGUACGAAGAAGAAUUGUAUGAAGAUGUGCUGUACUAUGCUCAAGUCAGACUGCAAAUGAACAAUAUUGACAGCGUGUUGGAUCCAAUCAACUUGGUCAUGUUGUUCAAAUAUUUGGGAGACUCCAAUUUUCAUCUGGAUCAGUUUGCACCAUCUUUGAAGGUAAGAGAAUAUAAUUUUUUCGUAUCUUCAUUUUCAGUUCUACGACAACGCCUUGCUCUUCGUCCAGCCUGGCCUGAAGCUGCCGAAGGUAGGAAAGUUUUUCUUUGUAUGAUUCUCUUUUUAGGCAUUUACUUCGAUUGAAAUCAAGUACAUGAAAUAUCGAGCGCUCUGUCGAUUAAAAAGAUUUGACACUGCGUUUGAUAUGCUCUCAGCUAUUCCAAAGACCGAGCAUGUCCCUAAAACACGGCUAGCGAUGGCUAAGCUUCACAGCACUCGUCUUUCUUACAGCCGGAACGGCCUGAGUCCGAGACCGUGUAAGGAUAUGACAGAAAUGGUCAAUUUCUACGAUGGAGUUGUGGCUCAAUGUCCGAAUGCUUAUCACUGUGUCAAUAAGCUCUACUUUUUUGGUACAGGUCCAAGUAUGGACUUGACCUAUGAUAAUGAUGACACGGCACAAUUGUUAUUCAAAGCUAAAGAGUUGAGGUCAUUAUUACUACCAGUUGAAGCGAUUGAAGUGCUCAAAAAAGCCGACCAGCGUAAUGUCCAGUAAGUUUGUUUCUUUUUAUUUGUAUCUUUUAGUUUUAGGUGGAUAUAUUGAAUUUAUCGUUUACACUUUCUUCAGAGUUGUCCUUGAGAUGGCUGAAUUGUACAAUAUCGUGGGGAACUAUCCUAAAGCAAAGUACGAACUGGAAAGGUUGUUGACGUUGAAUCCUCACGGAGUACUUGGACUUGAUUUUCUUGCCAGGAUAUAUAACAAGUUGGAAAAGGUAAUAAAAUUUUACUUUUAUUUAUAUACUUUAACAUGAUAAAUUUUUUGUUUGUUUUCCAGGUCUUACAUUUAGUAUUUUCUAGGACAAAGAGAAAGAACGGCUGGAGAAACUUUUACACCAUUGCCUCAACUGUGAUGAACGCGCUCCGGAGACGUAUGUUAUCCUAGGUUUUAUGGCUCGCGGUCGACGAGAUGAUACUGCUCAGACGUUUGUCUCCAAGGCGCUGAGCACAUACAUGUGUGGACCAGACCGAGUCAAUGCCUUGAUCUUGAAAGCUAACCUGCAUUUGGACAGUCAACGGAAAAAUUGGGCUGAUGAAUGCCUCCGACAUGUCUUAACAUACGAUCAUCGAAAUGUGGACGCCAUGGAAAUGCUGGUUAAACUGGUCGUGCUGAGGGUAUGGGAUGUUUGAUCAAUGUCAGAACGAUUAUCAGUUCCUUUUUAUCCAGUUAAUAUAAACUUUUUUCAGAAAACGGCAACCGAAGUCCGUUUGAUCGCCGAAACUGUGAAGAAGAAUUUAGGCACAUCUAAUCCCCGAGCUCAAUAUAUAUAUGCCCAUACUUUCACUCAUUUUAAGCCCACCAAGCCAGAAUAUGAAAAUAUGUUGGAUGAGAUUGUUAACAAAGCGCCUUACAUGUUUACAGCUGUGAUGGAUUAUGCCAAUCUCCUGGAGGAGCGGGGGGAUAUCAAGAAAGCCAUAAAUAUCUUGAGACGAGGAUGCGAGGUAAGAAUUUAAAGUGCCCUUAUUUAUAGUGCCCAAAUUUAUAUAAUUUGAGCAAACAAAUGAUAAUAUAUGUUCGAAACUACUCGUUGGAUGUAAAGAAACAUAGUUUUAGGCCUGUCCAACCCUUGAGCUAAAGGAGACCCUAUCAAUUUUGGAGGAGAAAAUUGCAAAUGACUCCCAAGUAAUAACUGAAUUCAAGUUGUUGAGUCCGAAGAAUGAGCCGUUUGAUGAACCGACUUCCUCCAGCAAUAUUCUCAAUCCUUCGAGGAAUCCCAACGCUACAGAACGAAAUACAACUCCAGUCUCAACGCAGGCUCCAUCCGCUCAAAGAACUCGACCGCCAGCUGCGCCGAGACGACAAAGACAAGCCAAUUUCCGAUCAGUGGCUUUGGAGUUUAUCCAAGAACCAUUGGAAUUUCAGGACGAGCCCGAGGCAAUGCCGAAUGUAGGAGAAUUAAUCUAUGCAGACGAUGUGGAGGAAGAGCCCAUGGACGAGGCAGAACUUGAUGCCAUAAUGGAUGACGACAAUGGAGAUCCGGGGGAACCCAUUAUGGAAGAUGUGGGCGAUAGUCACAGUGAGCACUCACUUUCCGAUAAUUAG
Molecule: messenger RNA, 2284 nt
Organism: Bursaphelenchus xylophilus (pine wood nematode)
Lineage: Eukaryota; Metazoa; Nematoda; Chromadorea; Rhabditida; Aphelenchoididae
Source: the annotation of a GenBank genome assembly